Oncorhynchus mykiss (rainbow trout) is the source of this 2686-nucleotide messenger RNA. RefSeq names its product finTRIM family, member 83 (gene ftr83). NCBI's taxonomy places the organism in Eukaryota, Metazoa, Chordata, Actinopteri, Salmoniformes, Salmonidae. Gene Ontology annotation, molecular function: zinc ion binding; protein binding. The record is from RefSeq and is a predicted model, not a curated record.
UGUUUACUUUAUAUAACAUGCUGCGGAAGUACCUGUGGCUCACUUUGCUCAGACCUGACGGACAGGAAAGACCAAAAAUUUGACAGUCUCACUUCGUCUUUAGCCUCCUACUACCAAGAACCUAACAGCACCAGGGUGCAUCAGUGAAUCCCCAUGUCUACUGACCAGGAGAGCUGCCAUCUGUGUAAGGAAGACCUGAGGGACCCAGUCUCCAUCCCGUGCGGCCACAUCUUCUGCUCCAUCUGCCUGAAGACCUACUGGGACCACGCUGACCACACCGGUUCCUACAACUGCCCACGUUGUCGGGUCACCUACAACAAGAGACCCACCCCGCGCCGCCUCCAGACCUCCCGCUCCUCCACACACUCAACCCACUCGCAUCCCAGGAUGUCUGAGACCUACCCUCCUCCACCUCCAGACCCAGACUACAACUACGCCGGACCACAAGAUGUGGGAUGUGAUAUCUGUAUUGGGAAGAAGCACAAAGCCAUCAAGACAUGCCUGAUGUGCCUGGCGUCUUACUGUGAGAGGCAUCUAAAGCCCCACUAUGAGAACCCUGCCUUCAAGAGGCACAAGCUGGUGGAUGAGAUCGGCCAUCUGGACAGACAGAUUUGCCCCCAGCAUCAGAAGGGUCUGGAGCUCUUCUGCAAGACGGACCAGAUGUGUAUCUGUGUUCUGUGCACUGUGAAGGAGCACAAAGGUCACGACAUGGUAUCUGCCGAACAGGAGAGGUCAGAAGAACAGCAACGUCUGGGUGCCACCCAGGCAGAGAUCCAGGAGAGGAUCCACGAGAGGCUUAAGCAGAUGGAGGAGCUGAAACAAGCUGUGGAUUCACUCAAGAGCUCAGCCCAGAGGGCUAUGCAGGAGUGUGAGAAGUUGUUUGGCGACAUGAUGCGUUCCAUCGAGAGGAUGCAACAGGAAAUGACCAAGCUAAUUUCCUCCAAUAAGAGGGCAGCACUGAACAACGCUGAGGGUCACCUCGAGCGUCUGACCCACGAGAUCGCUGACCUCAAGAAGCGAGACAACGAGAUCACACAGCUGUCACGCACAGAGGACCACAUACACUUUAUCCAGAGCUACCACAUGCUAAUCGCUCAGACGGAGGCUGAGGAGCUGCCCACAGUCUCAGUGAACCCCUACUUCUCCUUCGGACCCGUCACCAAGGCUGUCUCUGAGAUGAAGGUCCAUCUCCAUGACAUCAGCAAUGAGGAGCUGGUCAAAGUGGCCAAGACUGUGAACAAAAUGCCUUUCUGCCAACUGGAUGAAGCCAAAAGGAGAAAUACUGUGAAAGCCGAUGCAGUUGUUGCCGUGUACAAGACACCAAGCCAGGAGCCCCAGCACAGAGAAGACUUCCUGAAAUAUGCCUGCGCUCUCACCCUGGACCCCAACACAGCCUACCGCCAGCUAUACCUGUCUAGAGGCAACAGGAAGGCAGCCCUGAAGAGAGAACCGCAGGACUACGCUGACAGUGCCUCCAGGUUUGACUGCCUGCCCCAGGUUCUCUGCAAAGAGCCCCUGUCUGGAGGUGCCUACUACUGGGAGGUGGAGUGGAGUGGAGAGGGGGCCUCCGUGGGCAUUACCUACAAGGGCAUCAAGAGAGUAGGCUACGGGGACAGCUGCCGCAUCGGCUACAACCGCAAGUCCUGGAGCCUUUUCUGCUCCGAUUCCAGCUAUUCCGCCCGAUAUGGUAAAGACCAGGUGGAAAUCAAUGCACCCUACUCCUCCAGGAUAGGUGUCUUCCUGGACCACUCAGCAGGCACCCUCUCAUUCUACACUGUGGGGGACACCAUGUCUCUCAUACACCGCUUCAAGGCCUCCUUUGCUGAGCCUGUCUACCCAGGCUUUUGGGUCUGGUAUGAGUCAGCGGUCACCAUCCGUCAGCUGUCAUAAUAUUAUAUUACCUAUGAUUAAAUUACGAUUGUCCAUGUAUCGGUCAUCAUACGUAUGGUGAUUCAAGUAAUAUAAUUACAUUUGUAAUUUGAUGGUGUCCUUGGCAAUGUUUUACUUUGUUCUAUUGAGGUUUGAAUUCAUGUUUUAUACUGUAUAUAAAUCAUCAGCUAGAGAGAGAUAUCUCCGACCAUUUGGGAAUAAACAUGUUAUCUAUAAUGUUUUCAUAAUCAUGAAGGAUCUACUUUAGAAUAGACUGAAGUGUCAACUAAUAUAUUUCUGCCCUUUUAUGAGGCGUUCAAAAGGCUCUCUGGUCUUUGCCGUUGAAUCUGUGCUUGAAAAUCAAAACUUGACUAAGGGACCUUACAAAUGUUGCAUGGGGGACAGAGGAAAUGUUAAUCAUAAAAAAAUAAUGUCAACCCCUAUUACUUCACACAUAGUCCAUGUAGCAUAUUAUGUGAUUUGUUAAGCCACAUUUGACUAAUUUAGGCUUGCCGUAACAAAGGGGCUGAAUUCGUAUGCAAUAGUUAUAUUUUAGUUAUCUAAUUUGUAUUAUUAAUUUUUUACUUUGACAUUACAGAGUACUUUGAGUUCAUUGUUGACAACAAAUUACAAUGAAAUUAAUUUUAAUCCCACUUUUUAACACAAUAACAUUUGAAGAAAUACAAAGGGUAUGAAUACCUUUGCAAGGCACUGUAUACUUAUAGUGUACUUGAUCACUCACAAACAAAGUUUCAUAAAAACAAAACUGUCUUUUGAAUGAAUAUAAUAAAUUACAAUUAAAGCGAUUGAAAUUGAA